CCAAAAAGAAAUAGUGGAACCAAUCAAACUAAAAAGGGCAAAAGUGACAAAAAUGAUUAAAAUUAGAAAGUGAUGGCUGACGUGGACACCUUGUAGUGUCUUCUCUCCCAUCCAACGGCCCAGAUUCAUUCCCACUAUCUUUAUUUUAACUCCCACAAAACUCACACUUCUCACUUCAUCAAAACACACACAAAAAAACACACACACACACACAAAAAACACACACAAAAGUGAGAAUUUAUUCGAAAGAUUUGAUGUUGGGCAAACGCGGUUCUUCUUCUUUCCGGAGAACAACAAGCAUGAAGGAGAUUAACUUCGAUGUGGGAUGUAUGGAGGAGGAGACGGCGGCGGCGGCGGCGCCGCCACUUCAACCUCCGUUGACGGUGAUCGGCGGCGGCGGCGAGUUUAAUGGUUGUGAUUAUAACUACAUGCUGUCUCCCAGAUACUUUGGAAAUACUUCUCCGGUUUUUUCGGCCGGCGGCGUCGGCACGGCGGAUUUCUUGAGGAGCUGCGGCCUCUGCAACCGCCGGCUGGCGCCUCGUCGUGACAUCUAUAUGUAUAGGGGUGACACUGCGUUUUGUAGCCUUGAGUGUAGAGAGCAACAAAUAAAGCAAGACGAGAGAAAAGAGAGGCGCGCCGCCGCCGCCGCGGCGGUUGCAGAAAAGGGUGAGAUUCACCGCCCAGAGCUAGCGGCGGCCACCGCCGCCGCCGCCAAAGCCAAGACUGUUGUGGCAGCAUGACUAAUAAAUUAUGGACAUGAUAUAUAUAUGGUAAUGGAAUAAUGGUAUAUAUAUGUAUGUAUAUGGAAUUAUGGAUGGACGCAAAUAAUUAAUGGUUUUCUUUUAGUAGUAUAUGUAUUAAUUAAUUAAUUAAUGAUGUAGUAAAUAUAUAUAACUAGACUAUGGCUGCAAAAGAAAAAAAAAGGAGAGCAUUUUGAUGGAGUUAAUGAUGUUCAUGUAAGAACUAAUUGAUUUGUGUUUGUAUUAUGAAAUGGUUUUGAAUUAGUGUUUUUUAUGAAAGUUUUUAAUUAUUUGAUUAUGGUUA
This is a messenger RNA of Erythranthe guttata (spotted monkey flower), 1044 nucleotides long. RefSeq names its product protein INCREASED RESISTANCE TO MYZUS PERSICAE 1. The record is from RefSeq and is a predicted model, not a curated record. NCBI's taxonomy places the organism in Eukaryota, Viridiplantae, Streptophyta, Magnoliopsida, Lamiales, Phrymaceae.